Salpingoeca rosetta is the source of this 1985-nucleotide messenger RNA. RefSeq lists its product as uncharacterized. The coding region runs from base 215 to 1660 and encodes 481 amino acids. Gene Ontology annotation, cellular component: cytoplasm. Lineage: Eukaryota; Choanoflagellata; Craspedida; Salpingoecidae. The transcript is spliced from 15 exons. The record is from RefSeq and is a predicted model, not a curated record.
CUUUUUGCGCGUCCUUCGACAACACCAACAACAACACCAAGCCAGCUGCGCAUUCAGGACACACACCACCACAAAGCCACAAAAGCCACGAAGCCAAAGGAACGCUUGCUCCCUGAGCUGAGUGAGAAGAGUGCUGUUGUGCUUGCUUGUCAUUGUCUUCACCGGUGUGUGUUUGCUGUUGCUCUUCGUGGGGGAAACCACUGCGACCGGCGCCAUGUCUUUUCUCGAGACUGUGUUGCAAGACAUGUUCGUGGAUCCAGAGAUCCUCGAAGAACUGUCCAAGGAUCAGCGGGAGAUUCUCUUUGAGCUCAUGCGUGAGGAGCAGAUUCGCCGCUGGAAGUCCAGAGAGCAUUCGGACCUGUGGAAGUUGCAAGCCAAGAAGAAGAAGCCGGCCCGCAUUCAGUGGGCCUCCACGGCUGUAAUCUGGGACGAUGUUGACGCCGAGAAGAAAGCGGCAGAGGCGGCAAAGCGGCUCGAGCAAAUUGAACGCGAGCGCGCGGCCAAAGAGGAGGAAGAGGAUCAGCAGGAGGCAAAGAUCCUGGCUGAGAUUGAGCUGCAGAACGAGGUCGCCAAGCGCACGGCAGACGCCGAGCGGCGGACAGAGGAACUGCGACGCCGCGAAGAGGAGGAGAAGAAGCGGCUGGAGGAGGAGGCCAUCCGCGAGCGACAGGCCGCUAUUGAGCGCGAACAGUACCUCUCGUUGAAGGAAGCCAGGCUCGCUGCCGAGAAGGAGGCUGCCCAGCGCAAGGCUCGUGAGGAAGCUGCCAGGAAACUCGAGGAACAGCGACGUGCGGAGGAAGAGCGGCUGGCAGAGGAGCGCCGUCGCGCUGAAGAGGAAGCAAAGAAGCAUGCAGAGUCGAAGCAGCAGGAGAUCUACGAGUCGAUGCGGGAGGUUCGCGAACGGUCACGCCGGCAGAAGGAGGAGGAGGAGAAAAGGAUGGACGCAAUCUUCAUGGAGCAGCAGCAGCGCGCAAAGCAAGCAGAUGAGGAGAAGCGAAAGGCGGUACAACUUGCUCGCCGCUACACACGCGAAAAGGCCGCACAGGACGCCGCAGGCACGAUCCUGAAACGGAUCCAGUCGAAGAAGGAGGCCGCUCCUGCAAAACCGCCGCUCGCACCUCGAGGCGGGUCGAUGGCGCGUGCACCGAGCCUGAACAAGCGGCCGCCGCCACUGCCACCACAGCUCUCACAGGACAUGUCUCGCCUCAAGGUUGCGCCGGGGAAUCCCGACUCGCGCCCGUCGCGCCCGACAGACACGAACAGCAUCGUGCAGUGGUUCCAGCAGGACCAGCUCCCGCGCGGCACGGGACGCGACGCUGUGGGUCGCUGGCUCCCCUGGUUCCAUGGAAUCAUUUCCCGAACGGACGCAGAACAACUGCUUCGUGGACAGCCGUGCGGCGCGUUCCUGCUCCGCGUCUCUACGCGCAUCUGGGGAUACACGCUCUCGUUUGUUGACACAGACCGCUUCAAGCACUUUCUUGUCGAUGUCUCUGAUGGAGAGUACAAGGUCUUUGGCUCACAGUCCAGCCGCUCGCAUAAGGACCUGGCGACACUGAUUGCGUUCCACCAGAGCAGGCCCGUCUCCAAGACGGGAACGAAGCUCACGCUUGCUGUCGGCAACAAGAUGGGCAACCCAAGUGUCAAUAUGCUGCUUUCCUAAACAUAUGCACACACCCCUCCUUCAAAUCAAGGCACCGUACCCCGUGAUCCUUCUCUCUUCCUUCGCGUCUUGUCUCUACCGCUGGUCCCACCCUGUCCUCGCACUUCGUGUUGAGUCUACAAUUCACACAAACACACGCACAUGCAAAUGGUGGCGUGUGUGUUGUGUUCACCAGCCAUUCGUUUGACCUUCCAUCUUGUUGUCCGUCGCUAUUCAGCUCUUACGCCCGUUCGUGGGGUCGCGGUCUCACUUGUUCACGUUUCACUUACAACAAAACCAGCCCCAACCAACCAAGCAGCUGGAGAAAACUAACACAACAGCAGCC